Molecule: messenger RNA, 3021 nt
Organism: Pseudozyma hubeiensis SY62
Lineage: Eukaryota; Fungi; Basidiomycota; Ustilaginomycetes; Ustilaginales; Ustilaginaceae
Exons: 1
Coding region: 1-3021 (1006 amino acids)
Biological process (GO): regulation of DNA repair; replication-born double-strand break repair via sister chromatid exchange; negative regulation of transcription by RNA polymerase II
Cellular component (GO): mating-type region heterochromatin
Molecular function (GO): NAD+ binding; histone deacetylase activity, NAD-dependent
Source: RefSeq, a predicted model, not a curated record
AUGAUCGUCAUCAACAUUCCUGUCGACGCAACCGUCUCGCUUCCACCAGAGCCGCGUCCUCGACUUACCCUACACAAUGCUUCCGCCGCCUCCGAUGAUACCUCCUCUGUCUCUUCCGGCUCCAGCACGCCGCCACCUGGCUCGGCUCCAUCAUCCCGUCGCCUCUCUCGUCGCGUACAGAGCAUGGCCAUCGCAAAUCUGUUGCGCGACGAGUCUCCCAAGCCAGACAAAUCUGCACUUCCAUCAUCUGCUGUCAGCAGCAGCAGCAGCAGCUCUAGCUCCACUUCCGAUCUCAAAGCGCUCAAGUACGACCUCCCUGCUGACAUCGCCGUCCCGCCCUUUGCUCAGCCUUCCAGGGAUGUAGAUCGAGACCUCGCUCGACUCUACGAAGCCGUUUCUGGCGCACGCCGUAUUGCUGUCAUCUGCGGUGCCGGUAUCUCGGUCUCCUCUCCUGCAAACAUCCCUGAUUUCCGCUCCGCCCAUGGUCUUUUCAAAAAGCUCAAGGAGAAGCACCCUACUGCCGGCCUCUCCUCUGGCAAGGACCUCUUCGAUGCUCGCCUCUUUAGCUCCGAAUCCACUUCUGCCCUCUUCUACUCGAUGGUCGCAGAGCUCAAGAGGCUCGCCGACGAGGCAGAACCCACCAUCUUUCAUCGCUUCCUCAAACGUCUCGACGAUGAGGGAAGGCUUCAGCGCGUCUACACCCAAAACAUCGACGGCCUCGAAGAGAAGGCCGGUCUCACCUUCGGCCUCGGCGAGGUGGGUGACUCCACAACCACCGUCCGAGCCCUCGGAAAGCGCAAACGUCUCGGCUCGGCCGCAUUCUCGCGCUCCAAAUCAGACUCGCACCUCCUCUUUGCUUCAAAGCAGCAAGGGCAAGAAGAUCAAAAGAAACCCAUGUUUCCCCGCACCAUUCCGCUUCACGGCACCUUGCAAACGCUCACAUGUGCCUUGUGUAACCACAAGCUCAUGCUCGGCAACACAGUCCAUCACAGACCCGAUCAUCGAGACGCGUCACCUUCCUCGCGUGAAGGAUCGGCAUCGUUGGGCCACGAGGAUAGCAAGCACGCCAUGGAGCUCCUUCAGAACGGCGAAGCUGUCCCUUGCCCACGGUGCCAGACUGCCGACGAGGUUCGCACUUCCAACGGCAUGCGUUCAAGAGGUGUAGGCAGGAUGAAGGUCGACAUCGUCCUCUACGGCGGUCAGAACGAGGGCGCAGAACGUGUUGGUCAGUGCCUCCAGCGUGACAUUCUCGGCCUUCGAGAUCCGAACGAACCUCCCGUACCCGAAUCGGCCGCAGAGACACGAGCUCGCGAACGCAAAGAGGCCAAAGAGACAGCCAAGCUUGAGCACGAAUCGCAGCAGCAGCGCACUGUGCUCAAAGAAGAACGCGACAAGGCAAAAGCUGAUGUGAGCAUCGACUCAGAAGGCAUCGUCGACUCCGAGCUCGGCACAUUUCUGCCCGCCUCAGAUUCAAAGGAUGAUAUCCUAGCCAGAGCGUUCGCCGACGAAGCCGACGACAACAACGGUGCACGCAGCAGCGCCGGCCCGUCCACGCAGUCAUCGCAGCCCGUCACAGCCGCGGGCAGGAGUAUCACCAUCACCGAACCCGUCGUGCCCGCCAAGAAGAAAGCCGCUCGGCCUCCCAGGCUCAAGCCGCUUCCUCCCGACCUUCUCAUUGUGGCAGGCACCAGUCUCAAAGUUCCAGGAACCAAGAGGAUCGUUCGCGAAUUUGCCAAGGCUUGUCACGCCCAAGACGAAUGGCUCAUCUACUCUUCUGAGGACGAGGACGAGAGCAGCGCCGCCGAGGAAGGCUCGGGCAAGAAGCGAGCCAAGGAUGCGAAAGCGUCUGGCGACAAGUCGGACAAGGCCCGCUACACCAAUGGCGCUCGCCCUGAAGAUGAGCAAGAUGAUGAGGACGACGAGCCCGAGAUCCACGACCCCGCGUGUCCCAUCCGCACCAUCUUGUUCAACUACGACUUCCCCAACCCGGCUCGUGAAUGGGAAGAUGUCUUUGACGUAUGGAUUCAGGGUGAUCUUCAACGGGCAGCUCUGUCGCUCUUCCCUGCCAGAAAGGUGGACGACGACGCUCCUGUCGAAGCAAAGGCCAUCGAGCAGAUCGUCGGCAGCCACACUUGGGGCAAGUUCAAAGACUAUCUUGAGGAGCAGCGUAAGCUCGCCAAGAAGGAGAAAAAGAAAGCAGCUGUGGCAUCCUCAUCUGCGAAUACCAUCGGCUCACGCAAGGGCAAGCUGGGCAGAAUCAUGUCGGCUGCAGCAAAGAUGGAGGGCGUUGGCGUUCCCUCCUCGACAGAAUCGACGCCGGCGCCCAUGGCAAGCUCGCAGACAGAAUCGGGCAAGGCAGCUGCCAAGGUCAAGGCAGCCAAAGCCAGGAGUCGGUCAGAGUCGCCAGUAAAAAAGCGUCCUGCCACCGGCGUCAAUGGAAACGGCAGUGCUGCUGCCCCUAAACGCACCUUGGGCGGAGCAAAGGGUGUCGGACUCAAGCGUAGCAACAGCAAAAAGGGCAACCCCUUCCUUGCCGCCGAUUCAGAGUCGACGGUCACCGUCGAGAUUCCGACCAUUUCAGAGGAGGGCGAGCAGGAAGAGGAGGGAGGACAACAACGACCCGGACGCUCCCAGGGAAAAGCGCGUGACGGUGGCACAUCACAGAUCAAGAAGAGGAAGGAGCAGCUGCCACCGUCACGUCAGAAUUCAGAGAUGGCUCCUCCCCCAAAGAAGCGCAGCUGGUCGCGCAGCGCGACCAUGCCUGAGACGCAAUCCUCUCCGCAGCUGAUGGUGCUGAUCGAGAAUCAGAGCCUCAAUAACGGUGCACCGAAAUCCAGCGUCAGGAAUGUGGGCGCCGGUGUCAAGCCCUCGACUGUCUAUGGUGCUGCAGCCACAGCCGCUUCGGUGAAAGGCAGGGCGAAGAGAAGUCUUUCGAUUUCUUCAGCAACAGCAGCAGCGGUGGCAGGAGGGCGAAAGACCAACUGGGCUCGAACACAGAGCGAGACUGCUGCAUGUCUUUGA